ACACAAUACACACAAUGUAGCACCCAGGCAUAAAACACGUCGUCGCCCUCUCCAUCAUGCAGUUUCGUGCUCUAGUUCCACACAAUGGUCGUUCUCCACCGACUCCUCCUUUCUCUCUGGCCCGCUGGCGCCAUGCUUCUCGUCUCCUCCUUCCUUCUCAACCUUCCUACCACGUCUGCCAUUCCUAUCUACAGUGACCCCCACCAGUGCUCUCUCCGCGUCUCCGUCCGUACUGACGUCGAAGGAGAGCAGCAGCAGACACAGGCAAUGGGCAGCGUUGUCAUCGCCAGCAACGUCACCUCCUCUGACGCCCCCACAGAAAACCCCACCAGCUCUGCCCCCACGACCUUCUCCCACACAGUGAACUCAACUUUCCCCACACAUACCCCCACCACAUCAACCUCCACAAACACCCCCACGGAUGCUCGCGUCUCCUCGCUGCCCUUGCUUAACGGUGACAUGCCUGCCCUCUAUGCUGGAUACCUCAAUGUGUCCGCUUCCUCCACAUCCCCCCACUCUAUCUUCUAUGCCUAUGCUCCGAGCGAGCAGGGCUCCGACGAUCUGAUCGUCUGGCUGCAGGGAGGUCCAGGCUGUGCAGGCACCAUCGGGCUCUUUGCUGAGAAUGGCCCUGUGCGAUUUGGACCGGGGGACAGUGCCCCGGUGCGUAGUGAACAUUCAUGGACCCGUUACGCCGAUGUUCUUUACCUCGACCAGCCGUUUGGUACAGGCUUCUCGUACGCUGUCACUGAAGCCGAUUACACGACGACGAUGGAUGCCGCCUCUGCUGAGUUUAUUGCCUUCCUUGACGGAUUUUUCGAUGCCUACCCCGACACGGCGAGCAAGCGUCUUUUCUUCGUCGGUGAAAGCUACGGCAGCUUCUGGGGCGCAUAUUUUGCUCGAGCUCUCGCUGACAGACCCGAUAUUUAUGACCGGAUCGUUUCCGUUGGAAUCGUCAGUGGUCUUUCUACCACUCAUGACACCCAGUACAGCGUCUCCAACAGUCUUUGGUUGAGUCACCUCAACAAGCUUGGCUACUACACUCAAGACAAGUCCACGUGGAACAGCUUUUCCCGUGUCAACGCCCGUUGCGGCUACGAUAAAGUGAUGCAGGAGUUCACUUUUCCCGCAUCACAAACUCCCUUGAGUUCUAUCAGCACUAGCACCAGCUCUUCGAGUACAAGCAGUGGUGCCGGCGCCGGAGCUACUGUGUCUUCGUUGACUGACAGCUCAGGCAAUGCUUCAUACACGAACUCGUCUUCCUCCGCCGAGGUGGAUGUUUUUUCUUACUUUCCUUCUUGCGAUACUAACGACGCAACCUAUAUGCUCAUGUACUUGCAAAACACAUGUCUCAUCAGCUACGACGUUUCAAUCGAUUGCACAACAGCCUCUCAGCUCACCGACCACUUAACACCGUAUCUUAACCGAGCCGAUGUUCGCGAAGCUCUUCACGUACCAUCGAGUGUCGCUGCAUUUAGCACGGCUAAUGGUGUCUUUGGCGACGGUUGCAACUACGAUCUGCUUCAAAAGAUCAACACAGUUACAUACGAGCCCGUGCUCAAGUCGGUGGUUCCUUCGCUCAUUGCCGAUGGGAAGCGUGUCGCUUUCCUCUCUGGUGCUCUUGACUAUCAGAUCCCAUGGUCGGGUACGCUGCUUGCCAUGCAAAACACAACUUGGGCCGGCUGGCAAGGCUUUCAAACGGAGCCAGACUGGGAUAAUCCGGUCGGUUUCACUUUGAACGAGCGUGGUCUUUCGUUUACGCUGCUCAACUCUGUCGGACACAUGGCCUCCAUGAAUGAUCCCGACCGUGUAAAUCGCUGGCUACAGGAGCAAGUUUUGUAAAGAGGGAUUCAUCAACAAUGAUUCAACGAAAGCCACUUAAAAAAAAAGGUGUUUUGUUCCGACACACGAUCAAUCGCAAUAUUGUUAAUGUGUGCUGCUGGCAGUUCACAGACUCCCUCCCUUAACUUCUUCAUCCUUCCUCGUUCCCUGAUGCAUUGUUCUCUCGGUACCUUUUUGCAUGUUUUCAACUCUCAAAUUAUUUCUUUCUUUCUUUUUUCCAACUGGUACAACGGACCUUUCACAUCAUUUUCUUGCAUUCAAUCCUUCGUUUGUUUUCUUAGUUCAUGUCAUAAUGUACAUUCAUUAACUGCAUA
This is a messenger RNA of Schizosaccharomyces japonicus yFS275, 2153 nucleotides long. Its product is annotated as serine carboxypeptidase Sxa2. The transcript has a single exon. The record is from RefSeq and is a predicted model, not a curated record. NCBI's taxonomy places the organism in Eukaryota, Fungi, Ascomycota, Schizosaccharomycetes, Schizosaccharomycetales, Schizosaccharomycetaceae. Gene Ontology annotation, biological process: conjugation with cellular fusion; negative regulation of MAPK cascade; negative regulation of pheromone response MAPK cascade. Bases 85 to 1839 code for a protein of 584 amino acids. Gene Ontology annotation, cellular component: extracellular region. Gene Ontology annotation, molecular function: carboxypeptidase activity; serine-type carboxypeptidase activity.